Messenger RNA from Ceratina calcarata, 1116 nucleotides. RefSeq lists its product as uncharacterized. The record is from RefSeq and is a predicted model, not a curated record. Bases 309 to 920 code for a protein of 203 amino acids. The transcript has 2 exons. NCBI's taxonomy places the organism in Eukaryota, Metazoa, Arthropoda, Insecta, Hymenoptera, Apidae.
ACCUCUGAGCACCCUCGCGAACUUUUGCAACGCACCUUGACCCAAGAUAUUGUUUAUUGCUCGUCCAGCCUAGCCCACGAAUUACGUGCUCCGAAUAGCGAUUACCGUUGGGCAAUGAUGUAUCAAUGGUGUCCAGAAGGCAAAGGCGUGUGUGGGAGGGUCAGGGAGACGAUAGCGACGGAAUUAGACGGAUCGUGAUGCUACGCCGAUGCAUCGCACGUCGGUAUAAAUGGAUUUUGAAAUCAAUCAGUCCUUCAGUUGUAACUUCGCCGCGGACGAAACAAAAUCGAUAGGAAACGCGCGACGAUAUGAAGCUUCUGCUCGUCGUGUAUUGCCUCCUUUGCCUCUCCAUGACGAGAGUGCAAUCGAAGCCACAGAUAACGAGACUGUUUCCGGUUCAACGAGAAGCGAAUGUUUCUCAACCCGAAGGAACGAACGACGAAGCUAAACCACUGGACAGGCUGCUAGGAAAAUUGCGAGCCACGUACGACUUCGUGUUUCGAAAGCCGGAGAACACGAGCAACGUGGAGAAAAUUUUGGCCAAGGAUACGAGCAAGGCUGCCCCAGAAGCGGAGCCGGUUAAAUCAAUUUGGUCGAUUCGGAUGCAACCGAAAGACAACGGGAAGAAUACUGGGGCGAACUUCCAGCCCCAACGAACUUAUUUGGGAACGAACGAGGAUUGGGCGAACGAUAUCCAACCAUUGGAUCGCCUCGAGCCUUUGGAGCUCGAGGACGAGGUGGAAAAUGAAAAGGAUCGCGAGGUAGAGUUCGUCACGCCGAGGACCGGGUUUCAGUUUCCGGUCACGCUCAGCCGACAUUUCGUCGACUGGCUAGGAUCGCUUUUAGGAAUUACUUACGGAGUCUAUUCGAAACUGGCAAGGAUCAUCUACAGCAAUAACACCACGAUACGCGUUCACUAAUUAUUUGACUGCGGAUUUUAUGCGUUCAUAGAAAAAUUUCCAGAGGAUGUAAAGAAUGUCUAAAUGAUACUCUAAACAAAUGUCUAAAUGAUACUUUAAAAUCUAUUUCGCAUAGAAACCCGCAGUCUAUUAAUCACAAGAACACCUCUCUAUUUUUUGUAUUACAAGAUAUGCAAUAAAACUUAUCCUAAUUUUA